Hevea brasiliensis (rubber tree) is the source of this 1420-nucleotide messenger RNA. RefSeq names its product exopolygalacturonase-like. Gene Ontology annotation, molecular function: polygalacturonase activity. Lineage: Eukaryota; Viridiplantae; Streptophyta; Magnoliopsida; Malpighiales; Euphorbiaceae. Gene Ontology annotation, biological process: carbohydrate metabolic process. Bases 35 to 1210 code for a protein of 391 amino acids. The record is from RefSeq and is a predicted model, not a curated record. The transcript is spliced from 4 exons.
ACGAGACAAAAAUAGGACGAAACCAACAAAAAAAAUGGAUAGCAAAACAAUUUUCUCAAAAAUAUAUCUACUUUUCUUAUAUGUUUCUAUUGUUCAAGCUCAACCUACUGUUUUUGAUAUAACAAAAUUUGGAGCAGUAGCUGAUGGCAAAGCAGAUACAAGUCAGGCUAUAUUGAGUGCUUGGAAAGAGGCUUGCGCAGCAACAGGAUCUAGCAAAAUUUUGAUUCCAACAGGGACAUUCUUGUCAGGUGUAGUGAGUGUCGCAGGUCCUUGCAAGGGAGGAAUAGAGAUUGAAGUUCAAGGAACGUUGCAGGCCCCACCAGACUUGCAAGGGGAAGGUUGGUUUAAUUUUGAUCAUGUUGAUGAAUUCACUAUAUCUGGAAAAGGAACUUUUGAUGGUCAAGGUGAAAGUGCAUGGAAAGCAAAUAAUUGUGCCAAAGAUCCAAAGUGCAAGCCAAUGCCUAUGAAUUUUAGGUUUAAUUUCAUUAAGAAAGGCCUAGUCCGUGAUGUGACCUCUCUCAAUAGCAAGAAUUUUCACGUCAAUGUCUUGGGAUGCGAAGACUUUACAUUCCAAAGCUUUAUAAUUACCGCACCUGAAACUAGCAUUAACACAGAUGGAAUUCAUAUUGGACGAUCAAAGGGGGUGAAUAUUAUUGAUACAAAAAUAGGUACAGGUGAUGAUUGUAUCUCUAUUGGUGAUGGAACCCAAAAUCUAAAAGUUUCAAAAGUUACAUGUGGACCUGGUCAUGGCAUCAGCAUAGGAAGCCUGGGUAGGUAUGAAAAUGAAGAACCCGUUUCUGGAAUCACCGUUACAGGUUGCACCCUUACCAAUACAAUGAAUGGUGUCAGAAUUAAAUCUUGGCCAGCACAAUUUGGUGGCAGUGCAUCUGAUAUCCAUUUUGAGGAUAUUACUAUGGAAAAUGUCUCGAAUCCUAUCCUUAUAGAUCAAAAUUAUUGCCCAUAUGGGCAAUGCAAUGAUAAGGGGCCAUCAAAAGUCAAGAUUAGUGGCGUUAGCAUUAAAAAUAUAAAGGGAACUUCUGCAAGUGCUCUUUCCGUUAAACUUGAUUGUAGUAGUGGAUUCCCAUGCGAAAAUGUGGAACUUGCUGACAUCGACUUAGCAUAUAGUGGUGCUGAAGGACCAGCAAAAUCUGAAUGCACUAAUGUUAAGCCAACAAUUACAGGGAAGCUAAAUCCAGCAGGCUGUCAAUGAAUAACAGUAGCACAUGCAACAAUAUAUUUUAUUAGUUAUCAUUUCUAUAGAGAGGAAAGUAAAAUUGCAUUUUCAUGUGCAACAUGUUACUACAAAUAAGUGGUGACUAAUGACAAUAAAUUUUGUUGGUUUUUGUUUAAUUCUAUCUUAUUUUAAUUUUUCAUUUAGUGUCUAACAGUAACAAAAGGCUCUAAGCUUGUAUCCAUUUUU